AUGAUGGAAUAUUGGAAAUGGUUCCUUGGAGCUGAAGCUCAGCAUGACGCGCGACCGGUGCCAACCACCAUCCAGGAAUGGAGCAUACUGAGCCCAAUAUCCAGUGCCGAGGUAACUGGGGCAUUGAAGGAGUCGGUGUGGCCUUCACCUGGGAUGGAUAAAGAGGAUGCCCGAGAACUGCUCACGUGGAAACCAUGCAUUCUAGCCCAGUCGUUGAAUUCAUUUUUGGUAACUGAGAUUCCACCCAGAACCCUCUCGAGGGCUAGGAUCUCACUGAUUCCUAAAACAGUGUCUCCAGCGUCCCCGGGAGACUACCGACCAAUUGCUAUUUCUUCGGUAGUCCUGAGGUUGCUGCAUAAGCUGCUCUUCCGUCGUUGGCGGAGGGUGGCAAAACCAGAGAAUAUCCAAUUCGUUUUUCAAGAGCGCGACGGAUGUCUUGAAGCCUCAAGUCUGCUGAACGCCAUAUUGCACUCGGUACAUGGGUUCGGCCGAUAG
Molecule: messenger RNA, 495 nt
Organism: Opisthorchis viverrini
Lineage: Eukaryota; Metazoa; Platyhelminthes; Trematoda; Opisthorchiida; Opisthorchiidae
Exons: 1
Coding region: 1-495 (164 amino acids)
Source: RefSeq, a predicted model, not a curated record